Botrytis fragariae is the source of this 336-nucleotide messenger RNA. RefSeq lists its product as uncharacterized. The record is from RefSeq and is a predicted model, not a curated record. Lineage: Eukaryota; Fungi; Ascomycota; Leotiomycetes; Helotiales; Sclerotiniaceae. The transcript has a single exon. The coding region runs from base 1 to 336 and encodes 111 amino acids.
AUGCAUAUCGCACGAAAAGCCUCAUACACUCCUCACGAGAACGAGAGUGGGAGACUUUGGCUAAAAUUCGGAGGACGCACCAUCAACUUUAUCAUGAUCAACAAGAAGAAGGAUAAGAAUGAUGCCGAUCCAGGCUCAGAGCCACUCAGAGGUACUAUAUCCAAAGCUCCUUAUCAAAUUGCCUCCUGGAAAGGAUCUAACGAUUGUGAAGGACUAUUCAAAAGGGGCUUGUGGGUUGGAUUUGGCAUGAAGAAGUUCAAGAGUGAGAAAGUAGAGAGCAAGGAAGACACAAACAAGAUGAGUGAAAUGGAUGAUAAAGGCCUUGAUAUGAAGUGA